Molecule: messenger RNA, 5281 nt
Organism: Cyclopterus lumpus (lumpfish)
Lineage: Eukaryota; Metazoa; Chordata; Actinopteri; Perciformes; Cyclopteridae
Gene: glceb
Product: glucuronic acid epimerase b
Exons: 6
Coding region: 351-2138 (595 amino acids)
Biological process (GO): heparan sulfate proteoglycan biosynthetic process
Cellular component (GO): Golgi apparatus
Molecular function (GO): heparosan-N-sulfate-glucuronate 5-epimerase activity
Source: RefSeq, a predicted model, not a curated record
AGUGAGAAUCAGAUCCUGAGCGAGCUGUAGUCAGUCGCUGUUGUGGCUGGGAGGCAGCACAGUCAGCCAAGUCUCUUCGGUUGAACCUUGACUCAGCCUGAGGUAAAAACAGGACUCUUUUAAACUAACUAACCGACCGGAAACAACAACAACAACUUCUGCUGGCCCCGUAAACAAACACCGGCUUUUUUUUUUUAGGACACCUUUAAUCCCGCAGGUGCUGAGGAAAACCGCGAGCAGAAAACACCUGAAGAGCAACAAAGCCGUGGACGGACUCGGUGGUGAAUGUUGACGGGAUGUCCAGCCAGUUGGCCGUUUCUUUGUGAAUGGAUUAGAGGCGAGCCGUGACCAUGCGCUGCCUGGCUGCUCGGGUGAACUACAAGACCCUCAUCGUCAUCUGCGCCCUCUUCACACUCAUCACGGUGUUGCUGUGGAACCGCUGCUCCAGCGACGCCUCCCUGCGCUUCCUGCCCCGCGCCGCCUUGGUGGCUCCCAGUCCCAGGGUGGGGGACUCCAGCAUCAGCAGCCAGCAGCACCCUCCACAACCUCCGGAGCCCCCGCCCGUUGUCGGGGUCGUCGCGGGGAUCAAGUACGAAGAUAUCGACUGCCUGAUCAACGAUGAAUCUACAAUCAAAGGCCGCCGGGAGGGCGGAGAGAUAUACCUGCCCUUCAGCUGGAUGGAGAAGUACUUCGAGGUGUACGGCAAAGUGGCGCAGUACGACGGCUACGACCGCUUCGAGUUCCAGCACAGCUACUCCAAGGUUUACGCGCAGCGGGAGCCGUACCACCCCGACGGGGUCUUCAUGUCCUUUGAGGGCUACAACGUGGAGGUCCGCGACCGAGUCAAGUGUAUAAGUGGAGUGGAAGGCGUGCCGCUGUCCACGCAGUGGGGCCCUCAGGGCUACUUCUACGCCAUCCAGAUCGCUCAGUACGGCUUGAGCCACUACAGCAAGAACCUGACGGAGCGCCCCCCCCACGUGGAGGUCUACGACACGGCGGAGGACAGAGACAGCCGGGCCAGCACGGCGCCCUGGGGUGUGCCGAAGGGUUGCGGCCUCAGCCGCGUCCACGACAAGACCCGAGCUACCUCCGUGCGGCAGUUCAGUGCUCCAGAGUCCUCAGAGGGCGUGUCCCUCCCGCUGGGUAACUCCAAAGACUUCAUCCUCAGCUUGGACGUGAAGUUCGUCUCCAACGGCAGUGUGUCCGUGGUCCUCGAAACCACGGAGAAGGGCUCGCCGUUCACGAUCCACUACGUGACCAACACGCAGCUCAUCGCCUUCAGAGACCACGAGAUCACGUACGGCGUCGGGCCCCGAACCGCCUGGAGCACGCUGACCCGAGACCUGCUCACCGACCUCCGGAAGGGCGUCGGCCUGUCCAACACCAAGGCUGUGAAGGCCACAAAGAUCAUGCCCAGACGGGUGGUGCGAUUAGUCCUUCACGGGCGCGGCUCCGUAGACAACGUCACCAUCUCCACCACUGCCCACAUGGCCGCCUUCUUCGCCGCCAGCGACUGGCUGAUGCGCAACCAGGACGAACGAGGCGGCUGGCCCAUCAUGGUCACCCGCAAGCUGGGCGAAGGCUUCCGGCCUCUGGAGCCCGGCUGGUACUCGGCCAUGGCUCAGGGCCAGGCCAUGUCCACCCUGGUGAGGGCCUACCUCCUCACCAAGGACCAGGCCUACCUCAACGCUGCCCUCAAGGCAGUCGGACCCUACAAGGUGCCUUCGGCGCAGCACGGGGUCAAAGCCGUGUUCAUGAACAAAUACGACUGGUAUGAAGAGUACCCCACCACACCCAGCUCCUUUGUGCUCAACGGCUUCAUCUACUCCCUGCUGGGUCUCCACGACUUGACUGAGACCGCCGGAGAGAAGCUCGGCAGGGAGGCGGGGCAGCUGUUCGGCCGCGGCAUGGAGUCGCUGAAGGCCAUGCUGCCGCUCUACGACACGGGGUCCGGGAGCAUCUACGACCUCCGUCACUUCAUGUUGGCCACGGCGCCCAACCUGGCACGCUGGGACUAUCACACCACGCACAUUAACCAGCUGCAGCUGCUGGCGUCCAUUGACAACGCUCCCGUCUUUAAGGAAGUGGUCAAGCGCUGGAAAAACUACUUAAAAGGGAUCCGUGCCAAGCACAACUGAACCAACUGUAACUCACACAACGCAAGCAGCUGAGAGGAUGACUGAAAGGUUUAGUGUGUGUGUGUGUGUGUGUGUGUGUGUGUGUGUUGCAGGUUCAUUCUGCAUCACUGACUGUCGCUCUCCCCUCCUGUGUUUUUCCUUGAGCUAGUGUUUGUAAUUAUGCACAGACCUAGUUUUUGUGUGUGUGUGUGUUUAGAGACGGCAAAUUUAUUUUUUUGUACCACUUCAUCCCAGAUUUGCAAAGUUUAUUAAACCCAAUAAACGAAAAUGAAUAUAUUAUGAAGAGGAGAAUGUUGCCAAAACACAAACAUAUCUUAUUAAUAUGGAUUUUGGAUUUAUUUCUUCCACCGCAAAGUUAUUUUUAUCAGAUGAACCCACAAGAGUCAGAAGUUUUAAAAUCGAGAUGUAUUCUUUAAACACACAAUGUUUGAGCUGCGAGGCGAGACACAUUAAUUUCAGUACCAUCACUUUAUGGAAAAGUGUUAUGCUUCCAGUUCUGUUCUGAAUCUCUUUUCCAUUAAAAACACCAGAUAAAUAGUUAAAAAUAAUUUUGGGAGGGGAUUAUAUUGAUUCUUUUAUUGACCGUAACUCUUUUUUUAAAUAGGUUUUCCUUUUUUAACAUCAAUAUUGAGUCACAGAUUAGGUUAUCUGUGGACCUCUAACCACCAUAUUUGUGUUCAGAUAGGAAAAGUGGCUCUGCUACCAGGAUACCUUCUUGGUUCCUACCCAUAAUUCCACUGUGCAUAGCUGGUACAUGUGGUCAGAGUUCACUGCGUCUUUAGCUUGUGUCACCUGGAGGGCUGCAGGUAUGACGCCGCCACAACGUGAGCGCUCCUGUUCCCUGAGAUGAUUCAUAAUCUGUCCUAAAUUUGACCCGUCAAUGCGGAAGCCACUGGAACACCUAUUCUCUUUUUUUUAAUUCUUUUUUUUUUACAUGUGAUGUUUUAAAACCAGACGUCACCAAGGUCCCUCAGUUGGUCACAAACAAACUUAAUUAUUUAUGUUCGGCUGCAGAACACACGCUACAAAUAGUUAUCGCUGCUUCACUUUAUGAGAGUCGCCGUCGCGCUUGUUCCUCAAAAAACAGUUUGGGUUAAAUAUAUUUAAACUUCCUCGUGGCGUCUUGAAAUGGACUCGGGUAAUUCCCAAUGUGCAGACGGGACUACCAAUAUGCACAAUGACCUCUUCAGAUGUAAAUGACUACAUCUUGGAUAACUUUUCUUUUCCCUGAUGAGUCUAAAUAACGGCCCAGCAGUGUCAUCAUUAAGCGCCACACUCGAGCUGUAACAUUGAAAACUAACAUUUAUUUUUUAAUUGUUUUAAUUGCGAACAUUGACCUGUCAUUGUGAAACAUUGGACUCUUCACAUCCCUUUCAUUCCCCUUUGGUGUGAACAUCAGCACCUUUUUUUUUUUUUUAGCUACAUUUUCAUGCCCCCACUUUUGACCUUUCUUUUUGAAAAGCUCUUCCUCCGAAAAAAAAAAAAAGUCGUGAUGAUGGAUGUUAUGUGGGCAGCAGAGGCACCGCUGCGCUAACACGCCGGUUUAUACGCUUAACAAUUCAACCGGCUAAUCGGCGCGGUGGCCAGUCGGGGGAUGAGUCAGCAGUCGCUACGGAAACAAGGCGGAGCCCUCGGCGUCAAUGAAGCUUUCAUCGAUCUGCCGUAAAGAUUAUUUAUGGGUCUGUUUGUCCUCCUCGAGGUGCUGAUGGGGGAUUUCUCUUUGGUCAUAUUCAUGUAAACUUUGAGAUGAAAACGUUUUUUUUUGUUUUUUUUCGUGUUGUCGUAAUGUGAGCCGAUGAGCCUCCAAUCAAAAGAAGCAUUUAUUCAUUUUGAUGUAGCGUUGGAUAGGAAAACAAUUGUUUUUGUUUCAAAGCCACUGUUGAAUCCUUCGGGCACAUCUUCCUCACCUGUCACUCGACCUCCUGAGUGAAUGAUGAAAGGACGAGCGUUGGGAAGACUUAGAGUUAAAAGAAAUAAAGUAAUAAUAUUAAGAGGACAAUGGAAAAAAUAUUUUGCAAAGGAAAAAGGACUUUGUCCUAGUUUAACCACUUUUUUUUGUCUUGAAAUAUUACGAUUUCAUUCUUCAAAUAUGCCUCUUUUUUGUCUUUUUUUCCUCCCCAAGACAUUUUGAGAUGGUUUUUUUUCCUAGAGGUUUAUUCUGUGGGUUGAAGAAAUUAUAUUGAUGUCCUAUUUUUAAAGUUUUAAAAAGAUCAAAUAUCACCAGAGAAGAAAAGUAUGAAUGCACGUUUUGAUAAUUCCAGUUUUUGUACGCUUGCUGACCUUUUCUUUUCUUUUCUUUUUCUGGUUUCUGAUCAUUUCUUCCAUUCUUCGCCAUGUAGACAGGUAGAAAAUGUGUAGUUCAAAAAACAUUCAGGAAUGGAACUUUUCUGUGAGUGAAUAACCGUCUUUUAUUUUGUUUAUACCAAAGUCAUCGAUUCAAGUGCGUUUUGAAUUUGUCUAUUUUUGUGCGAAGCGAUUUCCAUUCAGCAUUUAAAGAUGUUCAGUCUCCGUGGAGACGUCACACAGAGACACUGCCUUUUUGGGAAAUGCUAGUUAUUGAAAUGUAGGUUGAAUUAUAGCAGAGGAGACGUGUAAAACUUGCUUAUGGGAAAGGGGAAGUGUGCAACUAGAGAUUAGCAUUUAGUCAGCUGCGAGCCGCUAGCUGUAAAUUCUCUUUGAAAGUUUUUCUUUCCGUUUGUUUGUUUGUUUGCAUCAUUCGUCAUUUGUUUGCGGAGGAGCACGAUGUUUUACUAGAUAGACAAAAGCACAACUGACGUUUGUAGUCGCUUUUUAUUUUAUUUUUCUUUGUUGCAUUUAUUUUUUUUCAGGACAAUGUGCUCUGAUGUUAUUUUUAGGUAUCACGGCUUCUUUUUCUUAAUUUUAGUUGAUUUGUUAGUUGUUUUUUUUUGCUGUCUCUCCAACAAAUGACCACUUGAGGUCAAAUGUGAUUUAUGCAAUAAAAUGUUUACUGGGGGGGUCGUGAACGCCACCGGAGACCCAGAGCGGAUGUACAGACUUCAAGCACAAUGUGCAAUGCUACCAUUUUUUAGUCCCACAGAAGAGAGGUGUUUAUAUACAGAGUAAAUCUUUGUGCUUUAAAGAUGUGCUUUUUAAAAGGUGUACAAAAUAAAAGCAUUUUUCUU